AUGAAAAGCUGCUGUUCUUUACUUCUUCUGACCUUUAUGAUUACAUAAUGCUUUGCUUUAUACGAUGCAGAUUCCAAAGUGAUCAAACUUACUAAAGAUAAUUUCAAAUAAUUGGUCCUUGAUUCAGGUGAACCUUGGCUAGUCGAGUUCUUCGCUCCUUGGUGUGGUCAUUGUAAAGCUUUAGCCCCAGAAUAUAAUAAGGCUGCUAAAGCUUUAGAUGGAAUUAUCAAAAUAGGUGCAUUAGAUAUGACUACUGAUGGAGAGGCUGGAUAACCUUAUGGAGUCAAUAGUUAUCCAACUAUUAAAUUCUUUGGUGUAAAUAAAGCAGAUCCUAUUGCCUAUGAGGGAGAAAGGAAAAAGAAUGCAAUAGUAGAUUAUCUUUUGGAUAGAGCUAGAGAAAUUGCCCUAAACAGAUUAGGAGUUGAAAUCAAGCCACAACCAGCAAAUGACGAUUCCAAAGUUGUUGUUCUCACUGAUUCUAAUUUUGAUGAGCAGGUUAUCAAUAGUUAAGAAGCCUGGUUUGUUGAAUUCUAUGCUCCAUGGUGUGGACAUUGCAAGUAGCUCUAACCAGAAUGGAAUAAAUUAUCACAUUAAGCCGAUAUUCCAAUAGCAAAAGUUGAUGCUACUGCUUAAACUGCAUUAGCUAAAAGAUUCAAUGUUGAGUCAUAUCCAACAAUUUACUUUUUCCCUGCUGGAAACAAAAAGGACACUCAUAAGAAAUAUGAGGGAGAAAGAAAUUUGGAUGCUCUUUUGAAAUAUAUUAAAGAAUAAAAACCAGUUGAUGGUUAAUCAGUUGUUACAGAGGUGAUUCAAAUUACUUCUGACGAAAAAUUAAACUAGAUUUGCAACACCCUCUGUGUUUUGGGAUUCUUACCAAGUGACAAGAAAGAAUAAGAAGAUGCUCUUUAAAUACUGAAGAAAACAUCUUUGUCAUUGACAGGCAGAGCUAACUUAGGGUGGUUUGUCGGAGAAUAGUUUGAUGAUUUCGAGGCUGAAUUGAGUGUCAUUGGAGAAGGAUAUCCUCAGGUUGUGGCUAUUGAUUUGAAUUCAAAGAAAUACUAUAGAUUUAAAAAAUAACUAACAGUUGAAAAUUUAAAUGAAUUUGUUAGAGGAGUUAUCAAGAAAAUUGAAUCUGGAUAAUCAUUCUCAAGUUUACCUAAAUUAAAUACCUAGAAAUAAGAUUUGUGA
Messenger RNA from Paramecium tetraurelia, 1188 nucleotides. RefSeq lists its product as uncharacterized. Gene Ontology annotation, cellular component: endoplasmic reticulum lumen. NCBI's taxonomy places the organism in Eukaryota, Ciliophora, Oligohymenophorea, Peniculida, Parameciidae. The record is from RefSeq and is a predicted model, not a curated record. The transcript has 4 exons. Gene Ontology annotation, molecular function: protein-disulfide reductase activity; protein disulfide isomerase activity. Gene Ontology annotation, biological process: response to endoplasmic reticulum stress.